Lepisosteus oculatus (spotted gar) is the source of this 3094-nucleotide messenger RNA. It is a transcript of the gene mcrip1, whose product is annotated as MAPK regulated corepressor interacting protein 1. NCBI's taxonomy places the organism in Eukaryota, Metazoa, Chordata, Actinopteri, Semionotiformes, Lepisosteidae. The record is from RefSeq and is a predicted model, not a curated record.
AAGAGGUUGGUAGACACUGGCGACGUCACGGCCGGCGGAGGCCUGGAUCUGCACUGGAACAACGGGCAGCGAAAGAAAAGGGGGAAAAAAAGGGCUAAAAAGAAGGGAGCUUUCAGGACACUCGGCUUCACCCAGGACCCGAGAGAGACACAGGCAGCACAGAGGUGUGAGGAAGAGGAGACGGGGGCGACAGAGAGAGAGAAAUGACCAGCUCAUCGGCUCCUAGAAUUGUUCAUAAUUACAAGCGGACCUCCAGCCCUCGGUCCCCCACCAGCGCGGGCGAGCUGUUCACACCUGCGCACGAGGAGAACGUUCGCUUCAUCCACGAGACCUGGCAGUGUGUGCUGAGAGAUGUCAAGUCCCCCCAGGGCAGCGAGCGUAAUGACCGUGGACCCCAGGAGUAUGUCGAGAAGAACCCCAACCCCAACCUGCACUCUUUCACACCCGUCGACCUGAGCGACAUCAAGAGGCGGAACACACAGGACUCCAAGAAGUCCUAGUGGAUGGCGGCUGGGCCGGCCGCUUCCCUUCCUCCUCUGGGGCGUUCUCUUCUGCCGAUCUUCUCUGCCAAGCCAGUCAGCGGGUCUGCCAGGCCCAGCCAAGCCCCCGAGGCUUCUGGUCUCCCUUCCUGUCUGACCCACCGCCCGAACUUCCCAGUCACUUCCACCCCGUGAAUGAGAGCAAGCCGGCACGCCAGCACGGUCGCUGUGGUGUGCACCAGAUCCCCCGCCCCACCGGACCUCGCUCUUCACUCGCCGGCAGACGCCGCCCGCAGUCUGCGCCGGGAGACUGCGGCGUGCACUUGGGCUGUCUGUUCUGUCACGGGACGUCCUGUGCGAUAAUGCCGCGUCUCUGGCCCUUGGUGUGGGUCACGCCUUCCUCUUCCUGUGGCACCGCUCCGGCUGCGUCCAGCGGACCAGUCGCCCCUCCGCUCUUGCGGCGAGAGAGUCUCGGUGUGGGGGAGAGAAACACGGCCUCUUCCCUCGGCGCUGGAGGAAGAAGAGGGGCAGGCUGGGCAGCUCGCACGUGGAGAGUGGGAGAGCAGGAACAUGGAGCGCUUCCCUUUUCCAGGUUUGAUAUCUCUGAGAAACAAAUAUUUUUACUCAAUUAGCUGUUCUCGAAGAGCAUCACUGAGCAGACCGACGAGGGUUCAGACCACAGCGCCACCAGUAUUGAAACGGCAGCGUGGACCUGUCGGCCAAGGGGAAGCUCUGACUGGCUCUGUUUCGCACCCAGGAAUACAGUGUUAAAUGGACAUGCAUGACCUACGUGAGAGGAGAGCACUUAGGGUUGGCAGUUUUGUUCUUGGUAGUCAAAAUUAGGUGAACGAUUAAAAGGAGUUGGUUAAAGAAGAUAUUAAAACUCUUGACCUUUUUAUCAUAAAUUAUUUCCUUAAUUGUACUGUCCUGUGCUAAUUUUACAGAAUGGUUUCAUUUUGGAGAAAAAAUGUCCAAUGUCCAAAGUUUUCUUACGAUUUAUGGACUUAUUUUAUAAUUUAACAGUCAAGCGGUGUAGCUCUGAGACAGCUGAUAAAGAAACACUGCAGAGGAGCUGGUUUUGAUCAACUCCUGGGGGAGAAAGUGAAAAGACCCCGCUCAUCAAAGGGGCAGGAACCACAACCAUGUGUGUGGUUGUGGUUUUAUUUAUUGGUUCACAUCACAUGCAGAGCUGUUUCGGAUUCGAACGGUAAAUAUAAUUUCAUUGUCUAAUGGAAUAGCCCAUUGCCUGAAGCUCUGGAGAAGGCCUCACAGGCUCUCUCAAGUCAAUAAAAUAAAGCUCGUCCUAGUGAACCGAGUAAGAAUAUAGAACAAAUCCACUUCUGUGUUGUAUGGAGUUUCGGUGAAGCAUAGCGACGGCAAGACACUGGCUCUUCACUUUGUGCUCUCAUGUCUGACAACAGGACCCCCUCUCCAGGGAUGUGGGUGGAUUUCUCAGAAAACACAUUAGCAAGUGGUAGAAACGCAAGAUUGUUGGCUUCAUUUAAAUUGAGUUAUUGUAUUUCCCCAUCUUAAGGUGUGCUAAGCAAUGGUGUGUUCUCACGCUGACCGUUUAACCACUGUGAGAUCUCUGUCGAUCUUGAUGUUUGUUUUCUACAUAUCUGGAAGUUUGUGCAGGCAGUUUAGCUUGUCAUCUCAUUGGCUUUCCGCCCUGCCUUGCUGCAGAAAUCUCCAGCCCCUUCCUCGCUGAAAGGUAAAAGAGAAAUUGGCUUAAAUAAAAAGGGUGGUGUUCAGAGGCCCUGCCAACGCUCAUCUUGGGCUGCUUUACCGAAGGGUAUUAAUAGUGGAUCAGUUACUGAUUCAGGGCUUGCAUUGUAAAAUGAUCCACCAUCCGACAUGCAUGCUGGAGUCCUUUGCACUUUCAGGUAUUCUUGAUUUUGCGAUUGAGUCAGGCAGACCAGCAUGUACCUUUUUUUUUUUAAGAAUAAUAUUUAGCCCCCUGUUUCCAAGGCAUCUUGAGGCAUCCAAGAUCCUGAAACUGUGUAGGAAAGCUGCCCGUUGCCUCAUGUACCAGUGAAUCCCUUCCAAGGUCUUCCAAGGGCAGGCUGAUGGAGCUCACGGUCCGGGUUCGCCUCUCUCCUCAAGAUCGCUGCAGAACAGACUGCCGCUGGACAAAUACAGAAGACCUGUAGGAUCUUAUUAAAAGACGGACUGCUGGGAGUGGUAAUGCACUGACGAUGUAAAGACACCCUUUCGUUGCUCUGUCCCAUUUUCCCGGAAAAUUAAGCUUUUGGAAAAUUGCUUUGAGCCACAGUCAAGAAAAAAGAACUUUACGAACAGCGUACUUCGUAAGGAAAGGAUUCAAUUCUCAUAAGUCUUAAUAAUCUCCUUGGUGCGGUUUGCAGAGUCUGCGCUGGAGUUCAGUUUGUACUUGAAUGACUUGACAGGAACUGGAGAGGUGGUGUUUGUGGAGAAGCUAAUGUGUGGUGUUCAGUGUCCACUUGGCACGAGAGGGUGGGUGUCCUUGUUUUAAACCAUCUUACCCACAGCUUGUCUAACAACGGAGAAGAAAGCAAGUUAAACACACACAGAUAUCAACAGAGACUUGCGCUUGUAACUGGGGAAGUACUGUGUAAAUAAAGAUUUCGUUAGACAUG